Molecule: messenger RNA, 2001 nt
Organism: Schistocerca cancellata (South American locust)
Lineage: Eukaryota; Metazoa; Arthropoda; Insecta; Orthoptera; Acrididae
Product: UTP--glucose-1-phosphate uridylyltransferase-like
Exons: 11
Coding region: 56-1579 (507 amino acids)
Biological process (GO): UDP-alpha-D-glucose metabolic process; glycogen metabolic process
Cellular component (GO): cytoplasm
Molecular function (GO): UTP:glucose-1-phosphate uridylyltransferase activity
Source: RefSeq, a predicted model, not a curated record
AAGUGGCCGCCGCGGGCGCGCGCCGCCAGUCGUCAGCCGAGAAGCCGCAACAGCCAUGGACUACUUGCUCAACAGGGUUCGCGGCCACCAGAGGGUGCCGUCGGGCUCCCAGGAGUUCAAGGAGAUGACCAAGAAGGACGCGCUAGUCCACUUCCAGAGCGAGCUGGAGAGGCUGCUGGAAACGGCUCCAGAGGCGCGGCGCUCUAGCUUCCGCAAGCAGUUCGACGGCUUCGAGAAACUGUUCGAGCGUUUCCUCAGCGAGGACGGACCCUCCAUAGACUGGGAGAAGAUCCAGAAGCUGCCGCAGGACGCUGUACGGGACUACAGUACGCUGUCGCAGCCGUCUGCUGACGUCAUCCACGAGAUGCUGGGCAAGCUGGUGGUGGUGAAGCUGAACGGAGGCCUGGGCACCUCCAUGGGCUGCAGGGGGCCCAAGUCCGUCAUCGCCGUCCGCAACGACCUCACCUUCCUGGACCUCACCGUCCAGCAGAUAGAGCACCUCAACAAGAGGUACAAGGCGAACGUGCCGCUGGUGCUGAUGGACUCGUUCAACACGGACGAGGACACGCAGAAGGUGAUCCGCAAGUACCGGGGGCUGCAGGUCGAGAUCCACACGUUCAACCAGAGCUGCUACCCGCGCGUCAACCGCGACUCGCUGCUGCCCAUCGCCAAGACGUGCGCCGUGGACGCCGACAUCGACGCGUGGUACCCGCCCGGUCACGGAGACUUCUACGAAAGCUUCCAGAGUUCCGGUCUCCUGCGGAAAUUCAUCGACCAGGGACGAGAGUAUUGCUUCAUUUCGAACAUCGACAACCUGGGAGCGACGGUGGAUCUGAACAUCCUCAACCUGCUCCUGCACCCUACGGACAAGACGCCGGAGUUCGUGAUGGAGGUCACCGACAAGACGAAGGCGGACGUCAAGGGUGGGACGCUCAUUCACUACGAAGACAAGCUGCGCCUGCUCGAGAUCGCCCAGGUGCCCAAGGAGCACGUGGAGGACUUCAAGUCGGUCAAGACGUUCAAGUACUUCAACACCAACAACCUGUGGGUCAAGCUCGACGCCAUCGAACGUGUCCUGGACGAGCAGACGCUCAAGAUGGAAAUAAUCGUGAACAACAAGACGCUGGACGGAGGGCUGAACGUUGUGCAGCUGGAGACGGCCGUGGGGGCCGCCAUGAAGUGCUUUGACGGUGGUCUGGGCAUCAACGUCCCUCGGAGCCGGUUCCUGCCGGUGAAGAAGACGUCCGACCUGCUGCUGGUGAUGAGCAACCUGUACUCGCUGAGCAACGGCUCGCUGGUGAUGAGCCUGCAGCGCAUGUUCCCCACCACGCCGCUCAUCAAGCUGGGCGACAAGCACUUCGGAAAGGUGAAAGAGUUCCUCUCGAGGUUCGCCAACAUACCGGACCUCAUCGAACUGGACCACUUGACAGUGUCUGGCGACGUAACGUUCGGAAGAGGCGUAUCGCUCAAGGGCACAGUGAUAAUCAUCGCCAACCACGGAGACAGGAUCGACAUCCCAUCCGGCUCCGUACUGGAAAACAAGAUCAUUUCUGGAAAUAUGAGAAUACUGGACCAUUAAAUUGUCUCAUCUAGCCGUUGAAAGAAUUUUGGGUUUGCGAAAUGUGUAACCAGUCGAGGAAUUUAAGCGGUGUUCUGUCCAGGACAAAUCAUCUGUCAUCCCGAAUUUGUCUGGGAAUUCCGAGAGUGAUUACCGGUGAGAACAAAUGGCGCGUUGUGGAAUAUGCAGGGUAUGUGGUCAAGAGUACCUGAUUAUACUGUUCUUCGUAUCUGACUUUAAAACUCUAGUGCCAAGGGGAAAAGAAUUUAUGGUGCGAAUGUGAAACAUUCUGACAAGGCUGUGUCUGUUUCCAGACAAUGUUUAUUGUAAAGUAACGGGAUAAUGAAACAUGUAAACAAGUACAUAUAGAAUGUGCAAUUACAAGUGGUAUAUAGAUGUUUAUAAUCUAACGAAAGCAGAAUAAAGGAAACAAUUAUUUUGUA